Molecule: messenger RNA, 1299 nt
Organism: Pseudocercospora fijiensis CIRAD86
Lineage: Eukaryota; Fungi; Ascomycota; Dothideomycetes; Mycosphaerellales; Mycosphaerellaceae
Exons: 1
Coding region: 1-1299 (432 amino acids)
Biological process (GO): L-leucine catabolic process
Molecular function (GO): flavin adenine dinucleotide binding; 3-methylbutanoyl-CoA dehydrogenase activity
Source: RefSeq, a predicted model, not a curated record
AUGCCUUCCGUACAGCCAUGUAGAGCAGCGCUGCUGCAGUGCGUUCGAUCGACACCCCGUCAGGCAUCGAGACUGACGGUCUCGGCUCAACGGCAGCGACGACAUGCCUCGACUCGGAAACAUCCAAAAGGCUUCGAGCCUCCAACGCAAUCCGAGCUAGAGCAAUUGCGAGAACGAACAGUAGAGUUUGUACGGCGAGAGAUCCCGCAAGAUCUUGCCCAAGCCACCGAUCACAAGAAUGAAUUUCCCCAUGACAUGUGGCAGAAGCUCGGCGAGGCUGGCUUCCUGGGCAUCACAGCAGAUGAAGGCUACGGGGGUUUGGCAAUGGGCUACCAGGCGCACUGUGUUGUGCUGGAAGAGCUGAGUCGAGCGUCCGGCAGCAUUGGCCUAUCAUACGCCGCGCACUCGCAGCUUUGCGUGAACCAGUUCCAGCUGCAUGGCAACGACGAACAGAAGGCGCAAUGGCUGCCGGGUCUCGUGUCCGGAGAGAAGAUUGGGGCAUUGGCUAUGUCGGAACACACGGCAGGCAGUGAUGUGGUCAGCAUGAAGACGACGGCAAAGAAGGUCGAUGGCGGAUAUCAGCUAAAUGGCUCCAAGAUGUGGAUCACCAAUGGACCAGAUGCACAUGUCAUUGUUGUGUAUGCGAAGACAGAGCCUGCAGCCGGCAGUAAGGGCAUCACUGCGUUCCUUGUGGAUACCACGACACCUGGAUUCAGUGUGGCCCGUAAGCUUGACAAGCUUGGCAUGAGAGGCAGUAACACUGGAGAGCUGCUUUUUGACGGUGUUUUCGUCCCGGAAUCUGCCAUGCUUGGUCCCCUCAAUGGAGGCGUCAAAGUGUUGAUGGAGGGUCUUGACCUGGAACGGCUGGUCCUCUCUGCUGGUCCGCUUGGCCUGAUGAAGGCUGCCCUCGACGUCACACUACCAUACGUGCAUGAGCGGAAACAGUUCGGCAUCCCACUGGCGCACAAUCAAUUCAUACAGGGCAAGCUUGCGGACAUGUAUACCAAGUAUCGCGCCAGCUCCGCCUUCACUUACUCUGUCGCACGUGCGAUCGACGAGAACUUCGAAGCUCCAGAAAUCAAGACUCAGGAUUGUGCAGGAGCGAUCAUGUAUGCAUCUGAAAGAGCGACAGAAUGUGGAAUGGACGCAAUUCAGUGCUUGGGCGGCAUGGGAUAUAUGAACGAAAUGAUCGCCGGACGCAUCAUGCGUGAUGCAAAGCUGUAUGAGAUCGGUGCUGGAACGACUGAAGUCAGGAAGAUUGUGAUAGGCAGAGCUUUCAAUAAGGAGUAUGCAUCAUGA